Raphanus sativus (radish) is the source of this 768-nucleotide messenger RNA. Its product is annotated as mavicyanin. The record is from RefSeq and is a predicted model, not a curated record. The transcript has 2 exons. Gene Ontology annotation, molecular function: electron transfer activity. Gene Ontology annotation, cellular component: plasma membrane. The coding region runs from base 50 to 631 and encodes 193 amino acids. NCBI's taxonomy places the organism in Eukaryota, Viridiplantae, Streptophyta, Magnoliopsida, Brassicales, Brassicaceae.
AAUUUCCGUCACUCUUUCUAUUUCUGAAAAAUAAUACUACUAUUAUAAAAUGGGGCUUUCCCGGGAACAUGUUGUUUGUAUAAUGUUAAUAAUAAUGGCAAUGAGAAUGUUUGGAGAAUCUUUAGCCUCGUCGCUCCAUAAGGUUGGUGACUCCGCCGGAUGGACAACUCUCGGCAAAGUCGACUAUCAAAAAUGGACUUCUUCCGACAUUUUCACCCCCGGAGAUUCUCUAUUAUUCGUUUACAACACCCAGUUUCACAACGUCAAGCAAGUGAGCCGCCGUGACUUCCUCUCCUGCAAUGCCACUUCAGCCUUAGCCACCUACAGUUCCGGUUCCGAUAAGGUGGCUCUUAAGACACCCGGCCACUACUACUUCCUCUGCGGCUUUCCUGGCCACUGUCAAGCUGGUCAGAAGCUCCAUGUCCUCGUCGUCGCCACCACCGCGGCCAGUCCCACUCUCAGUCCGGAUCCAUCCCCUAUUCCCUCACCUUCCACCGGGUUGUCUCCAUCUCCCUCUCCGGCAACUGCUUCCGAAGACUCCGCUCAAGACGGUGCCAUUUCAUUUUCAGUGUCACUGUCCACCGCUAUGAGUGGUGUUGUCGUGUUUUUGGUGGCAUUGAUGCUAUAUUAAUCAAGAGAGUUUUCAUGCCAUGUUUUUUUUGUCACCUAUUCAUGUAAUAUUUUUGUGUUUGUGUUUUUACUUUUUACUUUUUCAACAUCACUUUCUUUUUAAAAAAUAUAUAAUGAUUAAAGUAUUUGGUAUGAUUA